Molecule: messenger RNA, 1453 nt
Organism: Erigeron canadensis
Lineage: Eukaryota; Viridiplantae; Streptophyta; Magnoliopsida; Asterales; Asteraceae
Product: shikimate O-hydroxycinnamoyltransferase-like
Exons: 2
Coding region: 140-1453 (437 amino acids)
Molecular function (GO): acyltransferase activity, transferring groups other than amino-acyl groups
Source: RefSeq, a predicted model, not a curated record
UCCUAGCUCUUAUUAUAUCACUUAAAAUUUCUUUUGAAUAUCGAUCGAUCGACUGGCUAAUGCAAACUAGCUGCUAGCUAGCUAGUUUUUCAUUGUACCUUAAUUUUUGCAGUUGGUGAUUUAAUUAGCGAGAAAUUGAAUGAAGAUCUUGGUACGAGAAUCGACGAUGGUGAGGCCAGCGGAAGGCGCGCCCAAGAAAAAGAUAUGGAACUCUAACCUGGACCUGUUGGUAUCGGAGUACCACACACAAACCGUGUUUUUCUAUGGACGGCCCAAUGCAGCUUCCGACAACAACUUCUUUGAUACGAAAGUGAUGAAAGACGCGUUGAGCAAGGUGUUGGUGGCAUUCUACCCAAUGGGGGGUCGAUUUAAAAAAGAUGAAAAUGGCCGGAUUGAGAUCGAUUGUCAAGGGCAAGGAGUGUUGUUUGUGGAAGCCGAGUGCAGUUGUUUACUCGACGAUUUUGGUGAUUUUGCACCCAGAGGGGAGUUUGUGAAACUUAUCCCGAUGAUUGAUUACUCGCUUGGGAUCGAAUCAUAUCCUAUCCUGGUCCUCCAGGUAACUUACUUCAAAUGUGGGGGAGUCUCCCUAGGAGUGGGAAUGCACCAUCGUGUUGUGGACGGGAUGUCUGCGUUGCAUUUCAUCAACUCAUGGGCCGACAUGGCUCGUGGCCUUGAACUCACUCUCCCUCCAUUCAUAGACCGAACCCUCCUCCGUGCUCACGACCCACCUCAGCCCAUCUUUGACCACGUCGAAUACCUUCCCCCUCCACCUAUGAAAUCAUCAACUCCAAUAACAACAUUAGAUGGCGGUGAAACCAUGACCUCUAUCUUCAAAUUGUCACGAGACCUGGUCAACAAACUCAAAAUGAAAUCGAAAGAAGAUGGCAACACAAUCCACUACAGCAGUUAUGUAAUGCUGGCUGGCCAUAUUUGGAGGUCAGUGUGUAAAGCUCGUGAGCUACCAGAUGAUCAAGACACCAAGCUCUACAUCCCCGUGAACGGGCGGGGUUCUCUUCGGUCCGUUUUGCCACCAGGCUAUUUCGGUAAUGUCGUUGUAAUGGCCACUCCUAUAGUCCUAGCCGGAGAGCUUCAAUCGAACCCUACUUGGUAUGCUGCCAGUAAAAUCCAAGAUGUGAUAGCGCAACGUAGAAAUAAGGAUUAUAUCGAGUCAGUAAUCGACUAUUUGGAACUACAGCCCGAUCUAAACACUAUGGAUCUUGGCGCUCAGAAGUUUAAAAGUCCUAACAUUGGGAUAAGUAGUUGGGUUGGGCUCUCGAUAUACGAGGCCGAUUUUGGAUGGGGCCCGCCUAUAUUCAUGGGGCCUGCUUCCAUCCCUUUCGAAGGGCUUAGUUUUGUGCUACCAAGCCCGAUCAAUGAUGGAAGCAUGUCGAUUGCCAUUUCACUGCAAGCUCAACACAUGAAGCGUUUUAGCAAAUUGUUGUAUGAUAUCUAG